Mycotypha africana is the source of this 1806-nucleotide messenger RNA. Its product is annotated as carotenoid oxygenase. Bases 1 to 1806 code for a protein of 601 amino acids. The record is from RefSeq and is a predicted model, not a curated record. Gene Ontology annotation, biological process: carotene catabolic process. Gene Ontology annotation, molecular function: carotenoid dioxygenase activity. Lineage: Eukaryota; Fungi; Mucoromycota; Mucoromycetes; Mucorales; Mycotyphaceae. The transcript is spliced from 3 exons.
AUGAUAUACUAUUUGACACUGAGCCUCAGUUUAUUAUUUGGGAGCGUCGUAGUAGCUUUGUACUACUAUUAUCAAACUACUUAUAAGAAGUUUCAAGCCAUAUUAGCUGCAGAAAAGUUCAAGGAUUUGCCAGAGGUUCAGAAUCCUAUUUCAUUGAAAGUAGAGUCAGGCAAAAUACCGGAAUGGUUUAGUGGUAUAAUGUACCGAGUCGGUCCAGGAAGAUUCAACCUUCAGCAGGAAAAUGGUCCUUCCUUCUCUAUUCGUCAUGCUUUUGAUGGUUUACCUUUUAUGCAUCGCUUUCAUAUCAAUGGCUCAAACCAAACUGUCACUUAUAACUCACGCGUUCUGUUUAAAGCAGCACAAACCUCGUUUGAAGGAAACAAUAAGAAGGACAUCUCGCCUAUAUUCUUUGGCCAUCUUUCUCAAAUCAGCUUUUUGGAAUGGUUCGUGCACUUGGUGAAUCGCAUGCGUGUGCUUAUUCUUUUUCCUACCCCAAAGUCCAAUAUGGCUCCUGACAGUGCUUCUGUAGGCGUUACAGUCACUCCUGGUUUUCCAUUGCCUAAAGCGCUCCACGGCGCAGAGGACAAGGAGAAGGUGUUGGUGUCCAAGACUGACGCAAAUAUACUUCAGAAAAUUCAUGCCGAAACAUUAGAGCCUCAACGUCUUUUCGAUUACGCUGAUUAUGACGCACGCUUCGAUGGUCAAUUCUCUGCCGCUCAUCAUCAAUACGAUCCGAUAACAAAAGAAGUCUUCAACUUUUCCCUUACGAUUACCCCACAACCAAAAUUAAUUGUCUUUAAAAUCUCUCCUGAUGGUAAAACCACUACUAUCUUGUCCACGAUUACUCAUCAUUAUGACAAGAAAACGCCUUUUGGAGCCGCUUACAUCCAUUCAUUUUGGUUAACCAAGAAUUAUGUCAUCAUACCCGAAGCCCCUUUAGCCAUAAAAGAUAAGGGUCUGAACAUGCUUCUCACCGGGUCCUUCUUAUCUAGUAUGUCUUGGGACAUCCAUCGCCCAACGUACUGCCAUGUGAUUCGACGCCACCCAAUCAAUGGCGAGGAUGGCUUAAUUGCCUCUAUUCCUAUAAAAGAUAACUUCUUCACUUUUCAUACUGGAAAUGCGUACGAAAUCACCUGUCCCUCUACAGGUGAUAGUCUCUUGACGUUGAAAAGUGCUUCAUUUGCAAAUGGAGAUAUUAUGCAUCAAUUACAUAGUUAUGGUGUACCUCAUCAUAAGCGCCCUUCUUGGGAUGAUGCCCCCGUCUCUGAUCAGUCUUCGCAUUCGAGAUUUUUAAACGGAUUGAAUCAUCCUCCUCGUCGGCAAACUUGUUUUGGUGAUUUCGUCCAAUAUCAGUUGAAUUUGACCAAAAAUGCUGUUCGUCAAAUUGAUGUGUUGGCAAAAAAUGUCGAGUUUCCACGCUUCAAUCAACAAAAGAGUAUGCUAGAAGAACGUUAUGUCUAUGGUUGCCAAUUGUACGGAUAUACAGAAAAGAAGGAUGAGACAUGCUGCCUUGUCAAAAUUGAUACUACUACUUCCAAGCCAUCAUACUCCAGUGAUAAUGUAUUGACCUAUAUCAAAGAAGGCUAUAUGUGUUCUGAACCGAUUUUUGUUCCCCAACCCUCUGCAACUGAAGAAGACGAUGGUGUUUUAUUAAGCUUGAUGAAUCACGCAGACUGUUGUUAUCUGAUUAUUUUGGAUGCAAAAACAAUGAAAGAAGCAGCACGUGUCAAAAUUGGACAAUUUACAGCUAUUACAUUCCAUGGAUCAUAUGUUGAUCAUGAAUUUGAACCCGUUAACAUUAGCUGA